AUGAAUGAAAAUAUAAAAAUUAAAGCUAGGCAUCCAUACCUAAAGGCCAAUCCUAUAUCCAGGCUAUUUUACUGUUGGUUGAAUGAUUUCAUAAAGAAAGGCAGGAAGCAAAAGUUAGCUGAAAGUGAUUUGUACACCGUUCUAAAAGAGGAUUCGUCUCAACUUUUAUGUGACAAUCUUGAGAGGCAAUGGAAUAAACAGCUGAAAAGUCCAAAGCCUUCUUUGUUAAAAGCAAUAUUCUGGACAUAUGGCCCCUACAUGUUUGCAUGGUGUCUUGUCUUCCUCAUAGAGGUAGAAAUCAUAAAGAUAGUACAACCAAUUCUUAUUGGCCGGCUGAUUCGAUGUUUCACCAUGAACGCAUACAACAACAACAACGACAACUUCAACAAUGUUGACAACUUUACCACCUUCGGCAACGCAACAUUCAACAAACCCCACUCAACAUCUGCAACAUCUACCAUUUCGAAUUUCGAGACGUACAUGUAUGCACUGGGCGUUUCCUUGUGCACUAUGGCUCCCACAAUUAUCCACCAUCCAGUCUUUCUGGCCAUGUUCAGUACCGGCAUGCGACUGAGGCUCGCUUGCUGUGGUAUGGUUUAUAAAAAAUCAUUGAAACUAAGUACAAGUUCUUUGGGAAAGACGACGACUGGUCAGAUGGUCAACUUGAUGUCCAAUGACGUCCAGAGAUUUGACAUGACGGCUGGUAUAAUAUGCUACAUAGUGUUCGGCCCGCUGGAGGUGAUUGCAGUGGGCAUCAUUCUCUGGUUCUACAUCGAUUGGGGUGGUGUGGCCGGGAUGGUCACUCUGGUCCUGGUCAUUCCCGUCACGGGCUGUUUUGCUAAACUCUUUGCUAGGCUGAGAUUGCAGAUAUCAAAGCUUACUGACCAAAGGUUGUCUCAAAUGAAUGAACUGCUGCACGGCAUACGACUGAUCAAGAUGUCCUGCUGGGAAGACUUCUUUGAGAGAACCAUCAUGAACACUAGAUGUUUAGAGUUCAAGCAGCUGGUGCGAGCCGGCUACGCUAGAGCCACUACGAUAUCCUCCUUAUUCUACUCAGGUAAACUCGUACUAUUCGCCACCAUCCUAACUUACAUCCUGUUAGGCAAUGACGUCACAGCGGAAAUGGUUUUCGUCACGAUGAGUUUGUACCACCCGGUCAGAUUCACGAUGACCAUGGGUUUUCCCAUAGCGAUGCACUUCGGAGCAGAGUCCAUGAUUGCCGUCAAGAGAUUGCAGGAAUUCUUAUUGCUUCCUGAAAAAUCUACAUCAACUGAGGAGAAUAAUCUGUCGUCAGAUGGCAGUCCUAUUAAAAAGAAAAAAUCUUCGCUGAAUGGUCCUAAACUAGAAAACAGAAAUGGGGACGCCGAUGGUGAUGCUAAACGUUGUGGCGGCAGUAGUAGCGGCAUUGGCGACGUCGACUCGAAAAAUAACCAUGACUUUUUCGUUAGCGUCAAAAAUGCUUCACUGACUUCGGAUAGAUCGAAGGUCCCAAUUUUGAGGAAUUUGUCGUUCUGUGUCCGGGGCGAUGAUCUCCUGAUGGUUGUUGGGAGUGUGGGAUCUGGAAAGACAUCCCUCCUGAUGAUGAUCCUCAAAGAGCUCCCAAUCCUGACCGGACACCUGGAAAUCCGCGGCAAACUGGCCUACGCCUCUCAACAAACCUGGAUUUUCAGCUCGUCCAUCAGACGCAACAUUCUGCUGGGCUACCCAUUCGAAGAAAGUUAUUACGAAACUGUCCUCAAGUGUUGUGGUUUGAAAGAGGACUUAGCCGACAUGCCUCAAGGUGACCUCACCCACAUAGGCGAUCGUGGUGCGACCUUGAGUGGAGGUCAGAGGGCAAGGGUGAACCUGGCAAGAGCCGUGUACAGCGGGGCCGAUAUAUUUUUAUUUGACGACCCUUUGAGUGCCGUUGAUGCCAAUGUCAGUCAGCACAUAUUCAACGAAUGCAUUAACGGUCUUCUGUCUAACAAGCUUCGUAUUUUAGUAACUCAUCAGAUCCAAUACCUUACCAUGGCAACGAAAAUUCUACUCGUUGAUAAGGACCAAAAUCACAUGUGUGGCAGUUACGACGAGUUGGUCAGUCUCGGAGUAGACUUUCACAAAGUUCUGACCACAGAAAUUGACCAAUCAGACGAGAAAGAUUCCAUUUCCGCUCCCGCUGUUGAAAUUCCAACGCUGUCGAAAUUUAAAAAUCCCUUGAUGUCGUCACUGAACAGCCUCCUGUACAUAGAUGCUGUUGACGGUGACGUCAGAUUCAACGUAGAAUCGCAGUCACUCGGUUCGAUUCCGUCACUUGCCGGAAGUGUUGGUGGAGACCCUGCGAUGGGGAGUAAGAGGGGGUCCAGGAAGGAUUCUAAAUUGUUGGCGCAAGAAAUGUUGCCUAUGAUAAAAUUCGAGAAAUUCCAUGCCAAAAGCCAGCAAACUGAACAAAACGUAGAACAAAACGAGGAAAUGUACUCAGGGAAAACAAUACCCGCCAGUCUGUACCUGGAAUAUACAAGAGCCGGUACAGGAAACUGCGGCAUAUUCAUCUUAUGCCUUUUGAAUGUUUUGGCCCAAUUCUUCUUCCUCAUCACUGAUUGGUGGCUGGUCCAUUGGUGCAACAAAGUGGAGCACUUUUACUCCACACUCCACCAAAUCUACGCCACGACAGUUACCACACCCGCCACCAACGACAACGACCACAAAAACAACAACAUCUACGACACAGUCUACAGCAACACUACAACCACAACGACGACAUUCAAUACGGAGCCACUGAAGUUCCCGGAACACCAUUUCCACUUGUUAAUAUUUGGAAUUUUGACGUUGCUUGUGGCCGUUGUGGGUCUCAUAAGGGCUUGGUUCUCGUUCCACAUGUUCCUUUACUCCAGUCACAAUGUACAUAGAGAUAUGUUACAUUCCAUUAUUCGGUCGCCCGUUACAUUUUUUGACACCAAUCCAACCGGAAGAAUUUUAAACAGAUUUUCGAAAGACCUCGGCCAAGUAGAUGAAUCCUUCCCGCUCGUCUUUUAUGACAUCGUCCAGAACCUCUGCCUCUUGCUGGGUAUCUUCAUCGUCAUCACUGUCUUCAACCCUUGGGUCUUCAUAGCCAUCAUCAUCAUGUUCUUCAUCUUCGGCCUACUCAGACGUUACUUCAUAACCGCCUUCAGAAAUGUCAAGAGAUUGGAGUCAAUAUUGAAAGGGCCCGUCUUCUCGCACAUCAACGCCACGUUCCUGGGCAUCCACACCAUCAGGUCCCACAAAGUCGAGGCCCUCUUCAAUCGGGAAUUUCACGACCUUCAAGAUGAUCACUCAGCCGCUUUUUCCCUGUACCUAUACCUGGGCAGGUGGCUGGCCGUCAGGUUGGAGUGGCUCUGCACUGGCCUCAUCUGUGUCGUUACCUUCGCCGCCGUCUUCGCUGCUCAAACCAUGAACGGCGCCACAGUUGGGUUGAGUUUGAGUUACGUGAUCACGUUGCUCUGGCUGUUUCAGUGGGUGGUCAGACAGAGCACGGAGCUAGAGAGCUUGAUGACAUGCGUCGAGAGAAUGAUCCAAUAUUCCAAGUUACCCAUCGAAAGGACGUCAGGCAGCGCCCCUGGACCCACCACGCUACCACCGACCAGCCCCAAGUUAAAAGCCAAAUCUUCUCCCUCACCUAAAUCCAAACCGGAAUUGGAACAUCUGAGAGUGACCCCAGAGGACAACCCCGUUCAUUUCUCAGUGGCCUCAACGUGGAGAGGUCAAGUUCAGGGACGUCAGUCUCAAGUGGGCAUAGUUGGUCGUACAGGGGCAGGCAAGAGUUCCUUGAUGAACAUAAUGUUUCGUUUGUACCGUUACGAGGGUCGCGUGCUCGUCGAUAACCUUGACAUUCAGGAUUUGGACUUGUUCCAAGUUCGCCAAAAAAUAUCAAUCAUUCCACAGGAAUCAAUCCUCCUACAAGGAACGUUGAGGAAAAAUUUGAAUCCAUUGAAUCAGCAUAAGGAGCACGAAAUGUGGAGUGUUCUAGAAAGGGUCAAACUGAUCGACAUGGUAAGAAGUUCCGGGAAAGGUUUGGAAUUUUGGAUCAAUGAAUCUGGGAAUAAUUUGAGUGCCGGUCAGCAACAGCUUCUGUGUCUGGCAAGAGCCUUGUUGGAAGAGAACAAAAUCCUCAUCAUUGACGAGGCCACUGCCAAUGUUGACAGAGAGACGGACACUUUCAUCCAGAAGGUCUUAAGACAGGAGUUCGUGGAUUGCACUGUCCUCUGCAUAGCCCACAGACUCAACACUAUCAUCGAUUACGACCGUAUAAUGCUACUAGACGAAGGAGAAAUAAAGGAAUUCGACAGUCCAGGCACCUUGUUAAAGGAUAAGAACAGCCUCUUCACAAAGUUGGCCCUGCAAACCGGAAAAGAGGAAUACCAAAGGCUGUUGCAGUCCGUGCAAAUUAGUGAAAAUAACAAAAAAUCUAAAUAG
Helobdella robusta is the source of this 4431-nucleotide messenger RNA. RefSeq lists its product as hypothetical. Gene Ontology annotation, molecular function: ABC-type transporter activity; ATP hydrolysis activity; ATP binding. Gene Ontology annotation, cellular component: membrane. The coding region runs from base 1 to 4431 and encodes 1476 amino acids. NCBI's taxonomy places the organism in Eukaryota, Metazoa, Annelida, Clitellata, Rhynchobdellida, Glossiphoniidae. The transcript is spliced from 26 exons. Gene Ontology annotation, biological process: transmembrane transport. The record is from RefSeq and is a predicted model, not a curated record.